UGGAAAUAUUUAAUAUUAUUUUUAUAGUUCUAUUUCUAUCAGAGUCAUUUAUUGGGUGAAUAAACAUAUACCUAGGUACAAUGAUCCGGAACCCUUCAAUUGUGCGUCUGACUUGCACUGGGCCGGUAUUUGAAUUUAUCAAUAGGUAGAUUAGGUAGGUAGAUUCUUUGAUAAAUGAAACUAUAUAAUAUCCGUUUAAUCAUUUUAAUUUGAAAGUCUCCCGGGCACCCGCAACAUGGCAUUAAAAUCUGGCAUUAUCUUCGCCACCAUCCUGAUUGGAUGUUUGGCUCUUCCGGCUACCGAUUCGGAUUUGUCGCAGUUCUUCGAGCACGUAGAUGUCUCCAGUGCCCAGAACCGCAUCGUGGGGGGCAGCGUGGCCCCCGAAGGCGCCCACCCACACAUGGCUGCAAUGAUUACCGGAUCUUUAUUUAGAAGUUUGGUUUGCGGUGGCUCCAUACUCACUCAGAGGACCAUCCUCACUGCCGCUCACUGCAUCGCUGCCGUCUUCAGCGGCGGAUCGCUUAACAGUGGCCUCCGUAUAGUAGUGGGCACAAACCGCUGGGCACAAGGAGGCUCACUACACAGUGUCUCAUCCAACGUGACUCACCAGCACUACGUGUCUGCCACCAUCAAGAACGACUUGGGUGUCCUUUACACCAGCACCCCCAUCGAGUUCAGUGCCACCAUCCGCCCCAUCUUCCUUGAUUUCGAGUUGGUCGGCGCUGAUGUCGUGUCCAGAGCCGCUGGUUGGGGCAGAAUCAGACACCAAGGAUCGAUUUCAGCUCAGCUGUUAGAGCUGGAUGUUCUUACGGUGUCAGGCCCUACAUGCGUGCAAGAAGUGGCUCGUAUAGCCGCCGCCAACAAUAUUCGCCCGCCAGCGGUGGAACCCCACAUCGAGCUGUGCACCUCACACCCUGUCGGCGCCGGGCACGGCAUGUGCAACGGUGACUCCGGCAGCGCGCUUGUGCGUCGUGACCGCGGCACACAGAUCGGCAUCGUAUCGUGGGGCAUCCCGUGCGCGCGCGGUGCUCCGGAUAUGUUCGUGCGGGUCAGCGCUUACGAAGAUUGGUUCCAGACGUACAUCCGAAAUUAAAACCAUGAUAUAUUCGGCAAAAACCUCCCCCGUUUUGACAAUAAAUUUGGGAAACUGUGAUACAAUGUUUUUUAAUGAUGCCUGAACAUGCUAUUUAGCUUCGAUAUCACUUAUUCAGAUCAGGCUUAUAAAAGCACUUGUGAGUCAGGGUUUCUUCGGAUUAUAAAUACCCAAUAAGCUGGAUAAACCGAAGCUAUAGAUUAUAGCUGUUUGUCUCCGUAAGUACAGAAUUUGUCAAAUAAAAUACAAAUCUGUACAGAGUGGCCGGUCAAUUGGGUAUCCGAACAUGAAGUAAAUACAAAGAGGAGCUGCUGUAUGCAAUGUCACAGAGUUUGUACCAAUGCUGCAACAGAACACAGAAACUAGUUCUAGCUGCCCAGCAGCGCAAGAGGCGCUGAUAUAGUUUUGACUCCAUUUUCGUGGAGUUAACACGUGAACGUGUUUUCUUGUAACCUGUAAUCCCUGCCCGGUGCCUUGGACAAGUUAAAUCGUUUUUAGUAAUUUUUAUAGACAUCUUUAAAUUAAUAAUUUUAUAAAUGAGAAAAUAUAAACAUUUUAAUGUAUUAAUACCAGUACAAAUGGCAAAUAGCACCAUCUAUCGUCUAAUAGACAUACUACCCAGUGUUUCCACAAUCAGGUUUUGAUUUUGUCCUAUAUUUUUUUGAAAAUUGCCCUAAAUAUUGCCUUACGAAAAUCCUCGAUUUAGAGCAUUUUUAAUCACUUAGAAAUAUAUCAAAAACUUACUAAUUUGAUGAUAUAUGAGACAUGUCUUGUAUGAACGUCUACAUAUGUAUGACUACUACAUAAUAUAUUUCUACCACUCAUUAUAUUAUCUACAACUCCCUAUGGUUGACUGGUAGAGAAUGCCUACGGCAUUAAGUCCACCUUCGUACGCUUGUGCAAUAAGUAUUAAUAAAUAAAACUUCAAGCAAAUGACACUAAGCUAAAACUACUUACUAAAGUAAAGAUAAGAAAGAUACAUUACAUCAAAAAUUAUACAAAUAUUUUGAACUUUGUACCUUCUUAUUACAUGUCAUCGACUUAGUUUUAUUUUGUUGAUUGAUCAUUCGAUAAACAGUAUAACGAUAAAGGUAUGUAUCGUCUAGGAGGAAAUAAUAAUUUAUUGCUUUUAGGGUUCCGUGCCCGAAAGCUACUAAUGGAAGUCAAUUAGUAAGUGCACCUGUUCUUUCGUGAUCUGACUAACUCUUAGCGGCUAGUAUAAAUCAUGAAGGAAUCAAUUUCAAAAUACCUACGAUAGUUUUUUU
Chilo suppressalis (striped riceborer) is the source of this 2358-nucleotide messenger RNA. Lineage: Eukaryota; Metazoa; Arthropoda; Insecta; Lepidoptera; Crambidae. The record is from the annotation of a GenBank genome assembly.